AUGGGAAAGAAACAAACAGCAAGAGAUCAGCUCGACGACGUUUUUGAAAUUGAACAAGGACAAGUGUAUGCUCGUUCAUUGGGCCCAAGAGGAAACCAUCAGCAUGAGGUUGAAUUCAUAGAUGGAGAAAAGAAACUAGUGACAUUACCUCCUCGUUUUAGAAAUGUGGUAUGGCUGAAAAGAGGACACUAUGUCAUUGUGGAUCCCACUGUUGGCAUCUCUGAGAAGGUGGGCGGUGAAAUUGUGCAAGUCUUGUUUCCCAAAAACAUCAAAGACUUGAAAGCGGCAGGAAAAUGGCCAGAGGAAUUUUCUGAUUCCAAAUCAGAGCCAUUGCAACAACAGCAACAACAGCCGGCCUCAACAAAGAAGGACAUGGACCAAGAUCAAGAUGAGGAUGAGGACGAUCAAGAUGAUUUAUUUGUAAACAAUAAUAGACCCGUCAUGUCAGAUACUGACUCUUCCUCGGACGAAGAAGAAGAUUAA
This is a messenger RNA of Mucor velutinosus, 483 nucleotides long. Its product is annotated as retromer complex subunit Vps35. Gene Ontology annotation, molecular function: RNA binding; translation initiation factor activity. Lineage: Eukaryota; Fungi; Mucoromycota; Mucoromycetes; Mucorales; Mucoraceae. The record is from RefSeq and is a predicted model, not a curated record. The transcript has 3 exons. Bases 1 to 483 code for a protein of 160 amino acids. Gene Ontology annotation, cellular component: nucleus. Gene Ontology annotation, biological process: translational initiation.